AUGGAUGAUGAUGCAGAGGAUUCAACGGAAGGAUCUCCAGUGUCCUGGAAUUUUAAUUCAAGUUACUCCGACAAAGAUGUUUUAGAAGAGAUCAAAUAUUACGUACAGUCAGACGAUAAUGAAUCCAACAAAUUUUAUGACGAUGUCAUCCAACACAUUGAAUCCAAGAUUGGGCGUCAACUCGUCUGCUUGGAAAAAACCUGGUCCGAGAGACAAUACGUCAAUGUCGUCAUGAAAAUGUGGUUGCGCAAGAGUUGUCGAAAGGCCUUUUACUACCUGGAUAAUAAAACGACUGAUAUCAGCCUCGAGAUGUCAUCCCUCCUGACUGAGUUGGACUCCAUCCAUUCCUUCGAAGAUAUUCGCAGUAAAUUGGCAGACGAAUCACGACUUCGAUACUGGUGUGAUGGCGGAUGUCAAUAUCUUAAACUGAUUCUCGAUCAAAAGGACCUACUCGAAACCGCUCAUCGCUUCGUCGUGCCUGUCAUAAAUUAUUUAAAGCAAUUCAAAUCAUCGUGCACCGACAAGGUGUUUUCCCGGUGCCUGAACGAUAUUGCCAAAGAUAAAGUUCGAGGCGACAAGUUCGUGAAAUUUAUUUCCUCGUUGGAUGAGUUUCUGGCACACCUGAGGGAAGACAAGAAGAAGAAAGAAUUACAAGACCUUUUAGAAGAGGAGAAUACAGUUGGCAUAUCGGGACGUGAUUUGGUCAAGAAACUAAUCGGCAAUGUGUCCAAAAUUAAAUUAACAUUACCCGAAUGGGUUAUUCGCUUCAUAUCCAUUAAUACACAAUUGCCUGAUGAAGAAUGGACCCCAAAACUGCAAUCACUGACUUUAGAGACGUGCAAAAAGUUCUUGCUACCCAGAAACGAAAUCAAAAUCAAAGACGACGAUGGAAGGCAAAUUAUUUUCAUCAAAGGCAUCGUCAUCUUUGUGAGCAAAAUAAUCAAACAAAUGUUGGAACUGAAACGAGCCAAUCCGAAUGUGCAAGAAGUCCAAAUUGUUGGGCUGACAUCGGUACACGUCGACUGGCACUUGGAAUCGAAAGACUGGCACGGAAUAAACGUGGGAGUCGUCUCCGAUCAAAUCUUUGUCAACGGAGAAGUCUGUUGGGACGUAUCAGGGCUACAUGGAUAUAUUAAACCUGGAACCAGCACGAUGUGUUCUAUGAACGAUAAAGGCGCAAAUUAUCCUAAGCCGGGAGAGAGCGGUGGUAAUGUGUACGUCGUUUGUAACGAAAUGACAGCGAUCAACAAUGGACGCUGGACAAUUACAUCUGAUGGGGGAGACGGAGACAACGCCAGCAAGGAUGCAAAUAGGAAAUGGACAAAAGACAAAUUUGAAAUGGUUUUUCCUUCCAUGUCGCGAUUUGAUUCAGCAGGUGAAAAUGCAGUGAGCAAAGUCCUGGCGAAACUAGAAGAAAUAUUACCGCCGGAAAAUAGGGAUCACGGCGUCGAUAUCGGAAAGGGACACGACGAUGCUUUUUUCGUCGAAGGAACCGCAAAAGAUGGAAAUAGGAUCACAGUAUCCUAUUUUUACAAAAUUAACAAGACAACCCGCAACAUAAAGAAUAAGUGUACAGUCGUACUUCGCCAAGGAGCGGUUGGACAAGGUGGAUUUGGUGGGACCAUUGUCAUCGAGAACCUGAGCGGAGACAUGGGCAAGAAGUCCAGUGUUCUGUUCACCGGAAAGGACAAACGACAAAUAUCAUAUGUACGUACCAAUUUUUAUGAGGCAUUCGGUUCAGAUGGCAAUAUGAGCAAAUUGGUUGGAGAUGUCGGUUUUAUUCACAACGAAAACUCGUCGCUGUGCAAACAAAACAACAAGGGAGAAUUCUUCGGAUUUGACAGUGAUGUCAGACUACAUUUAAAAUUUCAAACUAAGAAACCGCGCGGUAAAGGUUCCAACUUGUAUGGCAGAUUACAUCAUCCGAUAAAUGGGUUGAAUUAUGCGUCAAUUGUGUGCAGUAGUAAUCGGGAGUCUUAUGAAGACCACAGCUUGACGUUCGACCAAAAGCGAAUGGUGGAAGCCGUUAAGAAAAAGGCCAUCACUCUGCAAAGUCUGGGGCAACAUUUAGCCCAGAUAGACGAACGAAAGCAAAUGACUCAAUCUCUCCAGAAAAUGUUGGCCAAUCCGUUGGAUCAACACUGCAACAUCGGUGUUUUAAUGAACAACAUUUCAAACAAAGAAGUUCAACUGAAUCAUCAGUUGACAUCCCUACGUCAAUAUCAUCAGGAGAAAAUCGGACGAGGGCAAUACAUCAAGCCAUCAUCGUUAAAGAAAGAAGAUGUCGGUCGUGCAGCAUGUUCUUACCGGAUAAAUGCAGAUCGCCGUCCUGUUUGCUUUGCUGACUGCAAGAAACCACCGGCCAACAAGGUUUACUGUCUCGAAGCUUUACCAACGGUCGGUGGGGUUGACAGCGCCCUCCACUGUAUCUUUGGCCGACCGAAUUCGGAUGGUUUGUAUUAUUGCAAUAACACCAACAAAUACCGCCAUCGUCUUGCCAAGUUCAUUCUAGACAAAGAAAACAGAAGCAAAAUGUCCGCGCCUAUCGAAAGUUUUGUGCUUAGAGUGAAGAACGGUAGCAAAGACUUUCCUGUGGCAAGUAUCAUGAAGGACUCGUACACGAAACACAAAAAAGUUGAGAAAAAAUCGAAUUGGCAAAUACCCACGGACCGAUUCGAGAAAUUGUUGGAGGAAUAUGCUAAAUUCGUUGAAUGCCCGUCGAGUUUUCUGUUGAUUACCGAACUGAAGCUAUUGGCCCUAAUUCACCAACUAACCAUUCAUGUUUAUGAAAGUCAAUCAUAUUCAUUCCAAUUUAAAAGUACAUUUAAUCUAAACGGCGGCGGAUGUAAUAUGGAUCCAUUAAAUGAAAACUUUCUUCUGUACGAACCUGAUGGUGAAUGUCAGCGUCUCAAGGCUAAUACGAACUUGCAACCCUUUUGCAGUCAAAUUGAAAACGAUUUAUUCAAAUUUCAGCCUUUUCAGACCAUUUCAUUUGCAAAUUUGAUGGAAUGGUCUAAAGAGAACUGCUGUAACGACAAAAUAAUGUCGUCACUCAAGAUGUUCAACCCCGAAGACGGUGAAACACCUGAUGAAUUAUCUCGACUUCUUCUAGAGCGCUUAAAGGAGAUUGUAAUGAAGAAUAGACCAAUAAAUGAACUGGAAUCAGAAAUUCGCAUUUUGUCUGAACGAGUGGAGGAAUACAACAGUCGAAAUCUGAGCCCAAUCUUUUACCUGCACAUUGUUGCCAAAUCUGAGCCUUACGAAUGGAAAUAUGAUUUUCUUUUGCUCGAAAUAGAAGAACAGCUUUCAAGUCCGCUCAAGCCAGCCGAACGAAAAGUUUGGAGAGACAACUUGUUUUACAGUUUGGACGACAGGAUUUUGUCAUUAUUGCGAGAACGUCUUGUGACAUCAAGGACCGGUAUUAGUACCUCUUUACUAGAACCAGAAAAGUUUGAGCAAAUGUUGAAGAUGUUGGAAUCCAAAACCGAAGAGUCUGAAAAACUAGUUGAACAUCUUCGUCAAUUGCCCCUAAACAAAUGGCAUGAUGAGCUGAAAAGUAAAGUCGGAAUGAAGAAUGAUAACAGCUCCUCGAGAAAAACGAGUAGGAAUGAGGAGAACGAUAAAGAAGAACCAGCCCCUAAUUUAUCGCAAGAAAGAAUCCUAUCGGAUAUAAUGUCCUUAAUAAAUAUAGAUAACGAUUGGCCAUCCACAUUUUUGAGAGACAUUGAAAAUCGUGUAAGUGCAUCAUCUUUGAUGGCGGAGCGCGACGAUAAGAGCAUUCAAAAACUCAUCCAAAAGUGGCAAACUAAAGGUUUAAAAUUAAAUGACGAUGAAUCGCUGAUUCAGUUCCUUUAUGUCUACGAUUACGCCGUAACGAAAGUUUAUGCCAGUUUGACCAAGAAUGGAAGUAACAGAAACCAACCAUUCCGGCUGCGCGAUACCCAAAAAGUGACGAUAAUUACUCUAUUGAUGUCAACCAGCACGUUAGCUCAAGUAUCUACUGGAGAAGGCAAGUCGCUAAUCGUGGCCGGUGUGGCUAUUGCACAUGCUCUUUCGGGGAAAAAGAUUGACGUCAUUAUCAGCAACGAUGUCCUAGCCCUUCGCGAUUCUAAUCGGUCGGUGGCUGACGGUGGCCUUCGAGACAUUUACGAAUAUUUCAAAGUGAAAGUAGCCAACAAUUGCAGCCAUACGGAAGACGAUCGCGUCAAAGCCUACGAUUCUGCCGUCGUUUACGGGGAAUUGGCUAACUUUCAGCGUGAUUACUUGUUAGACUCCUUCUAUGGCCGCAACAUCCGCGGAGAUCGCACGUUCGACUUGGUCAUUAUUGACGAGGUUGAUUGUAUGUUGCUUGACCGAGGCAAUAACACGCUUUACUUGUCGCACGAUAUCCCUGGCAUGGAAAUGCUCGAAUCUUUGUACGUAUUCAUUUGGGAGAAAAUAUGCAAUCAUAAUUUGGGACUCGAAAAAAUCAAAUGCGACGUCCUGUAUGAUCUCUACGGCACAAUCACUAAGAAACAUUUAGAGGCCGUUCACGCUCCAUUGAAAACCAAUCCAUCAAAACUGAACCAACUGUGGGACUAUCUAAUCGAGGCGAAAAUCAUUGAUCCACAAGGACGUCUUUUGGCUGAUAAACUUGAACGCAUUGCACGAAUAAAUUAUAUUGAGAAUCUCGAUCUGAAUUUAAAAUUAAUUUUCUAUUUCCGCAAUGUGUUCGAGCGCGAACGCCACAUCCGGAUUCCCAGUCAUUUGUUGUCCUUUGUCGACAGACAUCUUGACACUUGGCUGGAAAACGCCUUGUUUGCAAUGUAUCUGAAACCUGAAGUGGAUUACGUCGUCGACCAAGACCGGACAGAUACGAGUCCAGAUCUAAAUCCUCAAGUGAUUGUAAUCGAUCCGCACACGGGGACAGAUCAAACUUCGUCCCAAUGGGAUGGAUCUCUUCAUCAAUUUCUUCAACUCAAGGAAGGAUGCAAAUUAACGCUGCAAAGUCUUAAGGCUGUUUUUAUAUCCAAUACGACCUACAUCAAACGUUACAAAAUGCUACUAGGUACAUCGGGAACGCUGGGAUUCGAAGCAGAACAGGAAUUUCUGAAGAAAAAAUACGAUUGCAAAUGCAUUUUCAUUCCGACUGCCUUUCCGAAAUGUUUUACCAUCAAACCAGCCAAAGUGUUAAAGACAAAGCAAAGUUGGCUUGAAGCAAUCAAAGAAGAAGUAAGACUUACAGUUUCCCCAACGAAAGAAAAGCGUUCGGCUGUCAUUUUCUGUCGAUCGAUCAGAGAUGUUAACAUUGUUCAUCAAUAUUUGACAGCUUCCUUUCCAAAAGUUAAAGAGACCAGACAGAUCCAUCGCUACAUCCGCGAUUUCGAAGAAUUCGCAUUCGAAAGCAAAACAUUGGACGUGGGUCAUAUAAUUGUCGCUACCAAUUUAGCCGGUCGUGGAACUGAUAUCAAGAUCAGUAGAGAAUUGAAUGAAAAUGGAGGUUUACACGUUUGUUUGGCGUACCUGCCGGAAAACGAACGGAUUGAGGAACAAGCGAUGGGUCGUGCCGGUCGAAACGGAGCACCCGGAAGCGGAAUAAUUAUCUUAUGUGAGCCCCAAUUUUCCAAAAGGGAGUUGUCGGUUGAAUCUCAUGAGGAGUGGAGUACUGAGAGAUUCAUCAACAUGAAAGAAGAACGGAAUACACGAGAACGCCAAAGAAUUUCUAGACUAGAAGAAGAUUACUGCGGCAUUGAUUUACAAGAAAGAUUCUUCAACGAAUUUUCAAAUCAUCACACACAAUUGAAGAUUGACCUCAAACAUUUGAAAUGGGACGAUCCGAUAAUUAAGGCAGUUUGCGAUAGCAUCUUGGACAAAUGGGCACUGUGGCUCGAUGAAAUGGAAGUUGACGCGGCAUUUUUAAGUUUCGAAUGCAUCAGCUAUUUUUUUAGAAAAGAACUCAUCGAGGUGCUCACACUACCCGAGAACCCUAGUGACAUCGAAUGGAUGACACCGGCGCGUUCAGUUGUCGUGGCCAAACAUCUAAUAACAAAUCGAGAGAACAAACCCAGUUUUUUAACGGCCGCUUGCGUAAUUUUGGAUAGACUGAUCGAAUCGAACGACAGUUUUUUCUACCCAUCUGCUCACUACUAUCGCUCUCUCAUUUACACAACAGACAAUUUCCAAAAGAAUAAAAAACCGUUUAUCCGAACAUUGCGAACCUGUGAAUCUAAUCUCAUCAAGCACAUAGAAAUGCAAUCGUCAUGCCUUGACAAAAUAACGCAAACAAAAAAUAUGAGAUCUGACGAGAAGCUUCCGUUUUGCGUUGUCGAUUCCUACAAACAGCAAAAGCAGAAAGUUAUUCAAAUAUUUCAAUACUUUAUUUGCUCCACAAGAUCGUUGUUGGGAAGUCACAGUUGUUCAGCUUCUGAUGUUCAAAAUGCAUUGAUUGCAAAAAACACGAAAAACGAAAAAGCUAACGAAAAAAAGCUAAUGAAAAAAGCUAACGAAUUAUUUGAAUCGCUGGUGAAAUCUAAGUGCAUCAUCAAUCAAGUCAACGAUGAAAAGACGGUCCCAAAUCGAGAUGCCGUUAUUCAGCGAGUAGCCUAUGACAAUGGAGUUAGUCAAUCGUCACUCGUUGAAAGCUUAGAAAACAUAAGGGGCAAAAAUGAAUCAUUCAACAUUGAAAGGGGUGUGUCAUUUUGCCGAACUAUUAGCAAAGAUAAGAUUUUCGGAAAGAAAAUAAGUAGCGAUGGUCUCGGCGAGAGAGAAAUUGAGAAGAAACUGAAAAGUAUUCAGAUGAUUCGCUAUUCCAGAAAAAAAUUUUGGGAGUACAUGUUGGAUAAAGGAGUCCUCCAAGAGUGUGUGAUCGUUUCCGAGUCUGAGGCUGCAAAAAUGAAUCGCUUAGACCCGGAAUUCACUGAUGGCAUUUUCGUACAGUACAGUUAUUCGGGCAGUUUCAAAGAUUUAAAGAAGAAUGAAAAAGUCAUUUUCCGUAAGGAAUAUAAGAAAGCUAAUACAUGUCGUAAUAACAAGGAAAUUGAUUACGAUUAUGCCCUUCUUGAUCUCGAAAGGCUCAAGAGUGUCGACCUAACAUCGUUUGGCCAGUUGAAAAGUCACGAUUUGAUGUACACGAAUAUCGAUACCGACGAAUGGCCACAGAUAUGGAACGAUUUGUUGAAACAAAAUAUUAUUGACGAAAAGGGAUAUCUUGUCCCCAAUAAGGAAACAAAACUUUUUAGAUAUCCCCAAUGCCCGGCGUAUGAAGUUCCUGUGAGAAAAUUGAUUGAAACAACGUUCGCUGUAGAAAUAGUCAGGCGCCAGUGGCUGAAUGCUGAAAAAGAUCCAAAUUCUCUCAAGGCAAUUGAAAUACUACCCCUGAAACCUUAUCGAAAAAUUCUGAACGAUCUGAAGGCGUCACACGUCAUUUGUGGAGCUCAAGUGACGGAGGAUACGACACUUUUAGAGAAAACUGUCAACGAUAUAUGUUCAUCAGAGGACACGCGUCAAUGUGUUUUAGAAUUCUUGAAAAGCCGCCAAGCAAUCUACGUUACCACGAAAAUGACACCGGAUACUUUUUGUCUCUAUUCUCUUGAAAGCCACAUUCGAACAAUUAAAGAAAUGUCAGGCGUCUUGUCUGAACUCCACGCUUUUACUCUGGUAGGAUUUGACCAUGUAAUUAACAUGAAGGAACGAGCAGCGACAUGGAAGUUUUUCGGUUCUGCCUCACUCGUCAUUUUUGGUGGAGUUGCUCAGAUUGUGGCUCGAGUUGUAGGUCACAAUUUCGGGCUAUUAACACAAGAAUACGGUGACGCAGUAUCACAACAGGGAAUGGCUGACAUCAAUUACGGCAUUCAAGCUAUAAAAUAUCGACAAGAAAUCACUUGGGACGAUUACAAAAGGCAUAAAAUGGAUCUGGUAAAAUCUGAUCUAGUUAUGAUUAGAGAUGCAAUGUUGAAUUCCCUGGAGGCUGACGACGAAUUUGAGUUUGAAUCAGAAUUGAUGACGUCGGCGCCCUACUCAAGAGGAAACGAGAGAACAAUUCGUGAUCAAUCCAUAUGCCAGGAUAGGCCAGUAACCGAAGACAGCAGCGCAAUCAAUCACUUUCAAUCAGUCGAGCACAAAGUCGAUUUGUUUUUCCAACUUCGAGUCACGUUUCAAAGCACUUUACUCGAGAAAACAAACAGCGUCAUCAGAAAGAACUCGGUCGAAAUGAAAGAGACACUGGGCAAUCUCUAUAGGUCACACGGACUAGAGAAAGCGCAAAAAACCGUCAAAACAAAAAUGAAAGAACUUGUCGACAACUCGUUUGACCAUAGCCUAGGAGUGGCUGUAAAGGCAUGGAAUAAGCUGUUAGAGAAACAGUUCUUCCAACUAGACGAUGCCGGGACUUUUAAAUGGGAAAACAAAGAAGAACUUCGUACAAAUUUGGUCCUAAAAAUGGGAAUAUCAGUUAUAAAACGCACACAAAUGGAGUGCAUAAAUAAAUUUCACGCAGAACUGAGAAAAUCCUGCUCGUCCGAAUCAUCAACAACCAAUGACUUUGACGAUGAGGAACGACACCGCUUUCUAACAAAUGGAAUAGCCAACAUUAAAUCUGAACUAGCUAGAAAUGUAGAGAAGCUGACGCAGAAAAUGAUGGAGUAUUUCAUCCAUAAUCACAAUGCAUUCACUUAGAUGCAAGAUUUGACGCUUAUUAUUUAAUUCUGAGCUUGCAUUUAAAACUAAUACAAAUUCACAAACUCGAUGGAUGAGACCUUAACUCACGAAAACGGAAUCACAGUGGACAAUUUCGACAUGAGAAUUGUUCGAGAAUGCGGGUGGUGUACGUGAUUGGCGCGUCUGCAACAGAAAAAUUACAUUGGACCACCGAAAAAUUAUCUUAAGAGUUAGUUGCCUUAAUACUUAUAGCAGGAUAUACUGGUGUCGGUGAUAAUUUUUGUACGAUAAAUAAAAAAAAGUUUUGCUUUGUAGCAUUGUUCAAUUAAACAGCAAUGAAAAUAAAAGUCAUUUCAGUUAACCGCUUA
Molecule: messenger RNA, 9002 nt
Organism: Daphnia pulex (common water flea)
Lineage: Eukaryota; Metazoa; Arthropoda; Branchiopoda; Diplostraca; Daphniidae
Exons: 3
Coding region: 1-8652 (2883 amino acids)
Biological process (GO): protein targeting; protein import
Cellular component (GO): membrane
Molecular function (GO): ABC-type protein transporter activity; ATP binding
Source: RefSeq, a predicted model, not a curated record